Messenger RNA from Hylaeus anthracinus, 2872 nucleotides. RefSeq names its product SPARC-related modular calcium-binding protein 2 (gene magu). Bases 634 to 2301 code for a protein of 555 amino acids. Gene Ontology annotation, molecular function: heparin binding; protein binding; calcium ion binding. NCBI's taxonomy places the organism in Eukaryota, Metazoa, Arthropoda, Insecta, Hymenoptera, Colletidae. Gene Ontology annotation, cellular component: basement membrane. The record is from RefSeq and is a predicted model, not a curated record. Gene Ontology annotation, biological process: extracellular matrix organization. The transcript is spliced from 10 exons.
GAGGUUCCCCACCCCUGUCUCAAACUGUCAUAUCGCGAAGAACGCAAUUGUUAGAAAUUGUCCAGGUGGCGUAACCCCUUGUGAGGAAUAUCGUGGAGCAACACUCGGGCCCCCUAGUGCCAAAAGGUUCCCCACCCUUGCCACGAAAUUCCCGAUAGCGAAGAAGAGGAGCGUAUAUACACAUAGGAACUGCAACCGGGGAGUCUGCCGUCGGGGCCGAGACCGAGACAGGCUUGCUCCAGCAGGCGAGCAAGUGCCAGUUGCUCGGCGGCAGUUGCCACGGCUGGACAUACAUUUGCGUCCUUUGCUGGCGGAGUCCUCCUCUUUGCAUGCCCAGCUACCCCCAGCUGCUCAGCUCUCGACCCCCGUCGCGGUACGAAAAAGAGAAUCGUUCGAGAUCCUCUGUAAACGGGCGGCCCCGUGAGCGGAAGAAAGUGGCAGCCAAGAGGAACGCCGGGAGAUCGCAAGGCGAGCGCAAAACGGUGGACAAGAAGAGAGAUCAUGAAAAGGAGGAUGCCAUGUGCCAGGAACAGUGAGUGCGUGUGAGUGACCGUGCAUGUACGUGCGUGUCGGACCAGUGGCUUCGGUCCUUCGACCCUCGAGGACGUACUCACCACCCAGCCCGUGGACACGAUGAUGAUCCCGAUGAUCCGUGCCGCCAUCCUCCUAUCCGUCUUCGUUUAUCUCGAUGCUGCCGCGAACACCGUCACUGUGGCCAAGGAGGAGUGCAGGAAAAGGAUAGCCGAGUGCACAAUGAGUGACGGCGCGAGCACACCGGUAUGUGGGAGCGACGGUGUUACGUAUUCGAGUCAGUGUCAGGUCAUCUCAAAGCAGUGUCAAGGCAUGUCUAUUCUUAUCAAACACACUGGCCCUUGUCCAGAGACGCCAGCGUGUUUCUCCGCAAGGCUGACCGCCAGGCCAGGCGCACGACCAGUAUGUCGUCCCGAUGGCACUUACGCACCGGUGCAAUGUCACGAGGAAACCGGGUACUGUUGGUGCGUGACACCGCAGGGCAGACCGCUGCCCGACACCUCGGUAAGACACCAAAGACCAAGAUGUUUGAAACCUGGUCCCAGAUCUGCUGCUUCCACCAGGAGCGGCCAAAGGAGGCGCUCGCCGAACUGGAAGCAGCGAAGGCAGUACAGCAGUAAGCACAGGAACACCUGCGAUCGCGCGGAGAAGUCCAAGUUUAACGGGAACCUGAUCGAGAACUUCAAGAUCGAGUACAGGCGGACCAACAUCUCCACCGACGGUGACAAGAACGUGGAGCGUGUGUUGUCGUGGAAAUUCGUCACCCUGGACAAAAACGGCGACGGCUACCUGGACAGGGCCGAGUACAAGGAGCUCCGGAGGCUCGCGAAGAAGGCGGUAAGACCGAAGAAAUGUGCCCGCACGUUCGCCCGCACGUGCGACCUAAAUCGGGAUUUGAAACUCUCCAGGCAAGAAUGGGGUGCCUGCCUUGCGAACGACUUCACUCUACGUUUGUUCUUGUCGCUGAACCCCGCAGACGAGCGCCCCGAGGUCCCUGAGGCCCAGAGGACCCGGGCCACGGACCAAGUGUUGAAAGGGAAUCCUGCUCCAGUGCAUUCUCGACCAACGUUCACCGAUGAUCCAACGGACACCAAGGAAGAUAGCGAUGCAAAUGAUUGUUUGACGGAUAGACGAUCCGUGUUGGAAGACGAGAGACAACAUUCUCAAGAGAAGUUCUAUGUACCUGAAUGUACUCCCGAUGGAAGGUAUCACCGAGUGCAAUGUUACUCUGGUUACUGUUGGUGCGUCUAUCAAGAUACUGGCAAGCCGAUUCCUGGAACAUCUUCUAAAGACCGCACUCCAAAUUGUAAUCCAGUACCUACCCCUAGCAGACCCAUGAAGGGUUGUCCAGAGCAAAAGAAACAACUGUUUCUGCGCGAUUUAAUGGAUUUAAUGCAAAAGAAGAUGAAGGCUUCCAGUACAGACUCUGAAGAAACAACAGCUAAGUGGCAAGCUUCUAAAGAGGAACAAACAGCGACUUGGCACUUCGUUAUGCUCGAUAAGAACAAGAACAAGGUUCUGGAAAGAAAAGAAUGGAAAAGUUUCCGUACAAUGGUGGCAAGCAAUAGACAGCUUCAGAGAUGUGGCAAAAGAUUACCCCGAUAUUGUGAUAUUAACAAUGACAGAAGGAUCAGUAUGACCGAGUGGCUCAGUUGUUUAAACGCGCAACGGCCAACGCCAUCUGACAGCACGGAGAAAGCGUCUACGAGUAAACCGAAGAGAAUGGGUCCGAAUCCAUUGGAUCAGCUUCUUAAAAACGACGACGAUUAGAAAUAUAUAGAUAUGUGAUAUAAUUAAUGUGUGUUCGUCAUUUCAUCGAUAUGUCACAGUGAUCAUUCAUUUAAUACGCUGAUCGUAACACGAGCAAUGGAACUUUCACGAGAAAGCCAGUUACUGUUAACAGAAUUUUAUUUGUAUUUUUAUAUCCGGUGAUGAAUACCACUGUCACGUCAUUUAUUUUAAUCACCUCACAGAUUGAUAAUACGAUAGUGUAUUUUAGCAUAAUAACGAUAUAGUUUUAAGGAUAAGAAUAACAAAGUAUUACGGGCAUACGAUCGUGUACAUAUUAAAUAUCUUCUUCUCGGUGCUACGCGCAACGCUGCUUUUUCAUGACCACGAUAACGCGAACGCGAAAUUAUGUGAACAAUCGCUGAAUACUAUUGAACUCGCUAAUUGUCUUUCGUUGCAUGAGUACUACUCAAAAUUGUUUACUUUAAGCUUAGUAAAUUUAGGCUCGCACGUGUUUAAGAUUUCUUUUAUAAUUAUUAACACUAUCGACCUUGAGACAAUUGUACAAUUGAAAUUUGUUUAUUAAAAUAAAUCUUGUUUUGACAUAAAACAA